GAGAGAGAGUCUGCAGCAUCCUCCUCUCAUUUCUCUCCUCUCCUCAUCCCUAUUGGCUUUUCCCUUCUUGCAGGCGUAGCUCGCCCCCCCUCUCGCGCCUCGAACGAUGCUGCUACCUGGCAAAGGGCGGAAAACCCCCACGAGCGCGCGCGCCUCUCCAUGACAGCGCCGCGGCAAGCAUGGUGCAGAAAUCCCGCAACGGUGGGGUGUACCCCGGACCGCAGGCCGAGAAGAAGCUGAAGGUGGGCUUCGUGGGUCUCGAGGCGGGCGCGGCGGACUCGAGCCGAGACGGAGCGCUGCUGAUCGCGGGCAGCGAGGCGAACAAGCGCGGCAGCAUCCUGAGCAAACAGCGCUCCAGCAUCUCGGGCAAGAAGCCCCCCAAACGCAAUGCCUUCUACCGCCGCCUGCAGAAUUUCCUCUACAAUGUGCUGGAGAGACCGCGAGGCUGGGCGUUCAUCUACCACGCUUAUGUUUUCUUGCUGGUCUUCUCCUGUCUGGUCCUGUCAGUCUUCUCAACCAUCAAGGAAUAUGAGCAAAGCUCUGAGGAUGCCUUGUACAUAUUGGAAAUUGUGACGAUCGUGGUGUUUGGUGUUGAAUAUAUUGUAAGAAUAUGGUCGGCAGGAUGUUGUUGUCGGUACAGGGGAUGGAGAGGCAGGCUGAAAUUUGCUCGCAAACCGUUUUGUGUAAUAGACAUCAUGGUGCUAAUAGCCUCCAUAUCGGUGUUGGCGGCUGGCACGCAGGGGAAUGUCUUCGCCACCUCAGCCAUCAGGAGUCUUCGGUUCCUCCAGAUUCUCCGCAUGAUCCGUAUGGACCGGCGAGGAGGAACCUGGAAGCUCCUGGGAUCUGUUGUCUACGCCCACAGCAAGGAACUGAUCACAGCUUGGUACAUUGGAUUCCUGUGUCUGAUCCUGGCUUCGUUCCUUGUGUAUCUGGCUGAGAAGGAAGACAACGAGAUGUUUGAGACCUAUGCUGAUGCACUAUGGUGGGGCCUGAUCACUCUGACGACCAUAGGAUAUGGAGAUAAGUAUCCAAUAACGUGGAAUGGGCGUCUUCUAGCAGCGACCUUCACCCUUAUUGGAGUGUCCUUCUUCGCCUUGCCUGCUGGAAUCUUGGGCUCUGGUUUUGCCUUGAAAGUCCAGGAGCAGCAUCGACAGAAACACUUUGAGAAACGUCGGAACCCAGCUGCCGGACUAAUUCAGGCGGCCUGGAGGGUUUACGCCACCAACCUCUCUCGCACAGACCUGCAGUCUACCUGGGACUACUAUGAGAGGACUGUAUCGGUCCCUAUGUACAGACUCAUUCCUCCACUUAACCAGCUUGAUCUACUUAGGAACCUGAAGAGUAAAUCUGGCCUCUCCUUCAGGAAAGAAGCUCAACCAGAGCCCUCUCCCAGUCAGAAGGUCAGUCUGAAAGAGCGGGUGUUCUCCAGCCCCAGAAGUUCAGGCAACAAGGGGAAGGGUUCACCUCAGAGCCAGCAGCCGCUGAGGCGUUCGCCCAGUGCAGAUAACAGCAUCGAAGACAGUCCUUCCAAAGUGCCCAAGAGCCUCAGCUUCGGCGACCGCAGCCGAGCUAGACAAGCAUUCCGCUUUAAAGGUGCAGCAUCACGCCAGAACUCAGAAGUGCUGAUUGAGAUGCAGGCAGAAGAUUUGAGGCAGAAGAGCUCCCCAGAAGCCAGUCUGCCUGGAGAAGACAUUGUUGAUGACAAUAAGAGCUGCCAUUGUGAAUUUGUGCCACAAGAUUUAACGCCAGGAAUCAAAGUUACCAUCAGGGCUGUGUGCAUUAUGAGGUUUAUGGUGUCAAAGCGAAAGUUUAAGGAGAGUCUGCGGCCGUACGAUGUGAUGGAUGUUAUUGAACAGUACUCAGCUGGACACCUGGACAUGUUGGCCAGGAUUAAAAACCUGCAGUCCAGGAUAGAUAUGAUAUUGGGUCCCCCGGGUCCCACCACUCCCCGCCAUAAGAAGUAUUCAACCAAGGGAAGCAAAGAGUCGCCCCAGUUCUCACCUAGAGUGGACCAGAUUGUGGGUAGAGGCGCUCAAAUCACAGACAAGGACCGCCCCAAAAGCUCCACUGAAGCAGAGAUCGUGGAGGACCCCAGCAUGAUGGGAAGACUUGUGAAAGUAGAGAAACAGGUAAUGUCAAUGGAAAGGAAACUGGACUUCCUCGUGAACAUCUACAUUCAGAGAAUGGGAAUCCCGCAGUCUGAGACCGACGCCUACUUUGCGUCCAAGGAGCCUGAUCCGGCCCCUCCCUACCACAGCCCUGUCGACCACAUGGAGAAGACUGGCUCCAUUACUAAAAUCAUCCGUUCCAACAGCUCGGCGGGCCAGAAGAACUUUGACCCGCCUCCCUCUACUUGCGUCAACCAGACCCACUGCCACCCGUCCACCUCCUGGCAUCCCCACACCCUCCCUGAACCUCCUCAGCGCAGCCAGGGCACCUCCCCUGUGGGUGACCCUUCUUUGGUGCGUAUCCCGCCUCCACCCGCACACGAGCGUUCCUCUGGCGGACAUAACGGUGGGUCACGAGGUGCUGGACAGCACCACGCUCGUGGGAGUGGGCCGGAGGACGGGAAGGCGGGAGGACUGUCUCAACAGCAGGCAGGUGCUGAGAGUGACACCUCCAUAUCCAUCCCCUCAGUGGAUCACGAGGAGCUGGAGCGUUCCUUCAGCGGGUUCAGCAUCUCCCAGUCGAAGGAGAAUUUGGACUUUCUCAACAACGCCUACUUUAGCGGUGUGGCACGAAGCUCUAAAGUGAGACCCUAUAUUGCGGAGGGCGAAUCUGAUACAGACUCUGACCUCUGUGCCCCUUCGCCUCACUCCGCCACUGGAGAAGGAGCUUAUGGGGACAGGGGCUGGACUGGCACCAAGUAACUGCUGAAGAAAGCUUUCUAAGCUGGAUUCACUAAUGGUGGUGGCAGCGUCCGAAGCCAAACACAAUGGGAAACAUGGCGAAAAGCUGUAUGUGUCGUCUUUAAAACCAGUGCUACGUUUUACAGAUGCAGCUUCAGUGUCAGUACCAGGAUCUUGUGGACUAAGGAACGUUUUGGUACUUAGCCAUUUCCUGGAUCACCUGGAAAGGUGCCACCAGUAAUUUCUUCUUUUAAAAGACAAAGUGUCUGUUCACCGGUCAUCUUUUAUCUCUCCUAAAUAAAAAAAAAAGAA
Astyanax mexicanus (Mexican tetra) is the source of this 3161-nucleotide messenger RNA. It is a transcript of the gene kcnq2b, whose product is annotated as potassium voltage-gated channel subfamily KQT member 2. The record is from RefSeq and is a predicted model, not a curated record. The transcript has 17 exons. Gene Ontology annotation, molecular function: voltage-gated potassium channel activity. NCBI's taxonomy places the organism in Eukaryota, Metazoa, Chordata, Actinopteri, Characiformes, Acestrorhamphidae. The coding region runs from base 180 to 2870 and encodes 896 amino acids. Gene Ontology annotation, biological process: potassium ion transport; transmembrane transport. Gene Ontology annotation, cellular component: membrane.